Molecule: messenger RNA, 10152 nt
Organism: Anopheles gambiae (African malaria mosquito)
Lineage: Eukaryota; Metazoa; Arthropoda; Insecta; Diptera; Culicidae
Gene: Clk
Product: circadian locomoter output cycles protein kaput
Exons: 8
Coding region: 6141-9245 (1034 amino acids)
Biological process (GO): circadian regulation of gene expression; regulation of transcription by RNA polymerase II
Cellular component (GO): nucleus; CLOCK-BMAL transcription complex; cytoplasm
Molecular function (GO): DNA-binding transcription factor activity, RNA polymerase II-specific; protein dimerization activity; RNA polymerase II cis-regulatory region sequence-specific DNA binding
Source: RefSeq, a predicted model, not a curated record
GUUCGCUCUUUCGCACCCCGCAUCAUGCUCUCGCACACACACAACAGAGCUCCGAGUCGGAGUGAACCGCCUUGCACCGACACCGAGCGUGUAAGCGCGCGCGCUCCAAAGCCUGCUGCCGAUGAACGCUUCGUUCAGUUUGAAGUUGACGCGCGUGGAAGGUAAAUGCGCCUUUUUUGCGGAGCCGUUGCGUUUGAACCGCGGGUCGAUUGAUAUACUAACAUUGUAGUGCAGCAGGAUAAAGGUAAUUUCGUGCACGGCGUUCGAUCACACGUGUGUAUUUAUGUGAUUCGGAUUGUUUUUUUUUUCAAACGGUUUUAAAAAAAACGGAUGCAACAGAUGGUGCCCAUAACGGAACAAAAUCUUGAUUUGUGUCUGGUGAAAAAGGUGCUGUGUGUGUUGUAAUGUGAAGCAGUUUGUCUUUUAUAGUCCGUUACGAUGAUUACGCUUCGUUAUCAUCCGCUUUGUGAGUUGUUGACCGCAAGGCGCUCGUGGCCAAACCGUACAACAGCCCACUCGAGCCGCAGUUGCAGCGUGCGAUUUAUUUAUCGUAAUUUAUUUAUUGUCGCAUGUCGCAGAACGGGCGAUACUUCAAAACGGUGUUUGAUGUGGUGGUGGUGGUGAUUGUGGUGUAGUACAAUAAAAAAAAACAGAAUCGUCUAUCGUCUAUCAUUCGUGUGCAUUCGUUGGUGCUGCUGUUGUUGUUGUUUAGUAGCUUCAAUAUAUGUGAUGUCGUCAGCACAAAUCCACCACAUGCCUACUGCAAUCUGCCUUCAAGCGGUUCCUCACGAUCAUCCCGCACACGCUCGAUCGCUUGCUCUCUCGCUCUCUCUCUCUCUCUCUCUCUCUCUCUCUCUCUUUGUCGCGAAGGGUUGCAAAGAAAGGGGUGGUGUUCGGUGUGGAGGUGUGCUCUAUUCCGCGGGCUCUAUUCUGAUGCACACGUGUCGCACAGUUUAGCCCACCCCCUUUCCACCCUUUCCGUGUCCCGUGUAGAGAAGUGACCUUGCUCUUGGGUGUGCACGGGGAGAACGGGCGUGUGUGCAGUGCUGGUGCUUAGAAGCACUAUUACAUCCAUCAUUAGUGUGGGAGAGAGAAAGAGAGCAAACCAGUAGAGAUAACAGCAAGAGUGCAAUUUGUUUAGAGCCAGCUUGCAACUUGCAUCAUCGACGGUUGCACAGUGUCUUGCUGCCGGAAGCAUUACGUGCGUACAUGCCCUUUAGUGUAUGCCCUCUUUACGUGUGUGUGUGUGUGUGUUAGUUUCGGUUUGUGCGUGUAUGCUAGAGUAAAGAAUGCAAUUCUACCUGAAUGAAUGGAAGCACACACACACACCCAACGUGUUGAAAGCUGUUGCAUCAAGAAUAUGCAGCGGUAUGCACUUUUUUGCAGAAUGUACAAGUUACGCGAUACGCAUUAAACGGUAGCGUGGUGUUGGUGUGGCUUAGUGUUUGCGUUUUGUGCAAUGUUUGCGGUUUUGAAUGUCACCGAGUGGCAGUAGUGCGGUGAUGGGAUGAUUAGAAAGAUCGAUUAAUUAACUGCGUUUCUGACGGUGUGUUUGUGUGUGUGCUGUUUGUACAGUGUGUUGUGUGUGUUGAGUGCUGUAAAAUGUCUGAAUCACUAUACCAAGAGUUGAGUGAAUGUUAUCGUAAAAUCAAACGGAGGCGCCUGGUGUUUGCCUUUUUGCUGGCUGAUGCUCGUUAACGUUAUCUACCUCUCUCUCUCUAUAUAUUCAUAUAUUUGCGUGUAUCUGUGCGAUAAGGCAAAGAUCAUGUGAAUGAAACACCACCAACAACUCUAACGACUGUGUGAAAGCAUCCGUUUUGCGUCCGAAUACAUCAUCGGCUUAGUGUGGAGUGGAAAUCGGCUUAGUAUCGGGGUUUGGUGGCCGUGUGUGUGUGUGUGUUUGUAUCUUUACACAGCUAUAAUUUGCACCUAUUCGUAUCGUUUUCCCGUACUGCUGAUGAUGUUGUGGAAGCAAUGUUUUGCAUUUUGAUGCCACCGUCUCAGAAUCAGAACCUAUCAUUACGCGCGGCAAGCUGCACGUAGGGUUUGAAACGUAAUUGGUAACCUGAGAGUCUAGCGGUUCUAGGUGGAUCCAGCAUUUUUAGUUUGAUUUGUUGUGUUUCCAAUUCCUGUUAGAAAUGUUUGUGAAAUUUGUAUAUUUGAACUCUACGUUCGCUGUUAUUCUCUUUGGAGGUAUUGAGAUGUUAUAUUUGCAUGUUUGGUCUUCUUCUUCUUGCAUGGCGUAACGACCACCGCGGUCAUGUCGUUCUAGGGUUUCGAGGCUUAUUGAGUAUCACACAGCCGGAUAGUCUGUCCACUCUACGAAGGAGCGGUCCGUCCAUAUGAGUUUUGAACUCACGAUGGGUAUGUUGUUAAGUCGUGCAAGUUGACACAACUGUACCAUAGGACUGCGUCUACCAUAUUCUAGUUUGAACUUAGUUUGAAGAAUACAUUGAAGAUAUAGACACAAUUCUGAAUAUUUUGGGAAUUUGGUAGGACCUACAGAACUAAGCAUAGAAUGAAGCUACAUUCUUCAACUUUUUUUAUCUUUGCCUAUAUUGAUAAUUGAUGGUUAUCACACGAUUAGAUACGCUCUGGAGUACAUGCAGACAUCCUAUUUCACUCAUUGAUUGGUUAUCUUCUAUGGUAUUAGGGCCUUAAUUAUGAGUUCCCCUUGUUCUAGAAGCUCUAUCACCGGCUUAGAUACUCUCUGGAGUAUAUACAGGCAAUAUGCAUUGUUUUUGGUCCAUCAGAUGUAUUGUAUUGUAUGUCUGUUUGAAAUCCUUCUACUAUGGAAGGGUCUUCUUUGUUCAACUUUAAGCGCUUGUCUGUAUGUCAUAAGUUCAAAUUUCGACUCUAAAUCUCAUCACACCUGGCAACACACCUUUAUGGCAUUUUCUGAAUAGCAGGAAAAUAACAUAAAUUUUGAUGUGUUACGAACUUCAGAUCCGAGAUCUGUUGAUAUUAUUUUUUUUAAUUCCAAAAUCAGAAUUGAACGCAAAAACCAUGAUUUUAAGCAUGAGUAUCAAACGCAUCAUACAUCGCACAAAUAUGAACUCUACUGAGUGGUAUAGGCGAUGGACAUUAGCACAGGUUCUCGGGCUCUCAUUACAUCAAAUGUAGUUGAACACGUCAAACCCAACGUACAACACGUAAAUUUCCCCCAACGCUGGCCAAGAAUCGGUAAAACUGUACCUGUUCCUCGUCAUUGUCGGAGCGUGUACAGCAAACUCAGAACCAAUGGUGCAAUUUGCAACAAAACUUCUACCGGGGCGGCUGUCUGUGUGAGUGCGUGUGUGUGUUUGUAAGCCAUCCAGCACUGGUUCCCGGUCCCGAAACCGCAAAAGUGCCGUGCGCUCGCAAUCCAUCACACUUUCCGACUCCGAUUCAUUUUACCAUUUGCAAUACCCUCCAACUCUGGUCUGGUCUUUUUUUUCUACAAAGCUGGAUGAAGAAUGGAGAGGAGUGAUGGAAGAGACACAAAGAACGGUGCGGAAAGAAGAGGAAAAUGGUUGGAUAUUUUCUGUCGUCCAUAUCGCAAUGUUUCGAAUUUCCACCCCUACCUGUCUGCCGCUUCCUCCCAUCAUCGUCCCAUCAUUGUUACAUCAUCAUCCAGCCUGAAGAAGAGCCUGUUGAAUAACGCACAACCAACCUAUCCUGCCCCACUCCUGCCAGUCACAGGCAACAAGGGAGAGUUUUUCCACAACAGUGGAGGAGGAGGAGGAGUAGGAGUUUACGAUCGUUACAGCUAGGGCUAGAAAGAGAGACAGAGAGAAAGAGAGGUUGAGAAACAGGUGUACCACCAAACCGUUGCAGUUUGAAAAAUAUUCUCCCUCUCACUCGUUCGCUCCUUUUUUUUGUCUCGUUGUCCUUGGUGAUACCUGUGCCAGCAUGUUUGCUUUGAUGGAUUGCAGAGGACUCAACGUCUCGUUUGCUCUCUCUCACACACACACUCACACCACGGCAUUCGAACGACGCGUACAGGGUAGAUUAUAGGAGCAGGAUUAGGUGAUGGAGGCGCCCAGGAGAGGAAACCAGGAGGACAAAAACCCUGGUGCCUGUGUUUGCGUAAUGGGAAAUUUACCUGUUUUUCUUCCGAAACGGUAUGCGUUUUUCCCCGGACGCAGUGUAACGCUCGUGCCGGUGUUGCUGCGUACCCUUCUGCUGCAUGCGAUGGUGCAAUUGUGAUGGUGCUGCGUGUGCAGCUGUAGCAUGCAGAUGCACAAAGUGAAGGUUGGAAAAAACGGACGAUACGGUGCGAAACAGAUGGAGUAGUUUAAAUGGCAGACGAGAUUGAAAAGUGUGAUUUAUCGUAUUAGUUUGUUUGUGUUAAAUUAUUGCGAACAGAUGUAACUAAAAAGUGUGCAAGUUUGUUUGCUGGUGGUGGAGUAACAUUACAGAUACCGUUUUGAAAUGAAAGCACCGGAAAAGGCAAUAACACUGAGCGCAAUUAGUGGUGUAUAUCCCAUAUGGUCAUGUUAGGUGCCGUUGUGAGUUGUUGAUCGAUCAACGCUUGAACCUGAACCACACAACAACUGACCAGUUUUGUGGUACAAUCGAACCAAUUCCAAUCUAGCUGAGCAAGUUGUAAAGCGAAUGAGACCAGUUUUGAAACAGUGGAAACCGGAAGUGCGUGCGUACUAAGGUGUGCAAAUGCAUAACCAUACGGUGAUAUUCGUUCGAAAGUCUGCCAACUGCUGGUCCUACACUAAGCACUCGGUUGAAGCCGGAACAAAGACACCGGCCCGAGCACGGUUGCGGCGGAAAAUUGCUGCUUAGCUUUAAUUAAGUUAGCGUCGCAAGGUUGUCUCCGGUUCAGUGUGAUUUCAAGAGAAAACUGACCGGUCGCCAACAUAGGGACAGGGAGCUGCGCGUAACCCCGGGAAACCAGCAAAAUUCACGGCAACAAUUCAAACACACACACACACGCACACAAACGCACAAAAAAGUGUCAAAAAGGGGAAAAAAGAAGUUCCGUUGCCAUACCAUCGGUUCCCGCUUCCCGAGUACCGAUCUGUCCUGCCCUCGUUUACCCGGUUCUGUGCGCCCUUUUUUUCUUCUUCCAAUCCACCCCCACACCCACACAUUUGAUUGAUUGUUCCGAUGGUGCCAGGGAAAAACAGUGAGUGAGUGAAGGGGGGGACAAAAAGAAGGGAAGCAAAAUAAGUACCUACGCUUCCGUGUGUUUCUGUGCGUGUGUGCGGUGAAUCAGAUAAUGAUCGCGUGAACCUCACUACCAUGGUGUUAGUGAGAUGGUGCGUCGUGGUGAAAUACGAGCUCGCCUAGUGGAACACGGCCGAUGACGUAAGCAGCGAUACAGGUAGUGUACUGACGAGUGUUUUGGGGAAUAGGUGGCGCUACCAGCGCGUGUAUCAGUGUUUGAAAAGUGCCAAUCAAUAGUGUUACGAAAUGUUACAAAAGUACCCAAAAAUGAUUUGAAAGUGAUAAAUUUAUUGUCGUGGAGGAAUAUUUAUAAUAACGUAUAGUGCGUGGUUCACACUGAAACAAAACAAAAAACGGACAAUAGUGUGAAGUUACGCGACAUCCUGGAGAGAACAACUGGACCAAAGAUUUGUGAUAUACGGCCAGCCAGCUAGAACGGCUACCUUGCAUCCAAUGCCUAGGCAAAGUAUGGCCCUUCGAUCUGGCGACCUUUGGUGUCAUCAUUUGGAACGCUCGCUACCGUGCUAUCCGUUUGCAAACGUCACCUAAACGCUUGGAGGGGAAAAAACAGGGUGCGCACUCUUUCGCACCCCCAGAGCUAGAGAAGAAGAGACUCGUGCAGCAUUCGUUGGAAGUAGCAGUAGAGCACGAACUCCCCGGUCACUACUCGGCUAAGGAAAAUUCGUAUUGUUUUGUCUGUGUGUUUUCUUUUAGGAGCGUUACGCCGUCUCGGUGCGCGAUCGCUUAGUGUAAGAAAGAGAGAAUAAAGCCUUCUGUGAGAAACCAUUUUCCUGUGUGUGCGUGCAGCCCGGGGAAUACCGGGCAACGGCCACAAGAUUGAGGAACUAAAGCACAACCCCGCCCGGGGGUCCUCCCUGUUCGACGAGGUGGACGGAUACGGCGGGUCGAUCGAUCUCGAUCAUCACCAUCACCAUCACCACCAUCAUCACCAUCACCAUGCGGAUUCGUAUUCGGCCAUGGAUGAGGAUCCGGACGACAAGGAUGACACGAAACGCAAGUCCCGCAAUCUGAGCGAGAAGAAGCGCCGCGAUCAGUUUAACCUGCUGGUGAACGAGCUCAGCUCGAUGGUGUCCUCCAACAGCCGGAAGAUGGACAAGUCGACCGUGCUCAAGUCGACGAUCGCGUUCCUGAAGAGCCACAACGAGAUAGCGGUGCGGUCGCGCGUGCACGAGAUCCAGACCGACUGGAAGCCCUCCUUUCUCUCGAACGAAGAGUUUACCCACCUGAUACUGGAAGCGCUGGACGGGUUCAUCAUCGUGUUCUCCUCCACCGGGAGAGUAUUUUACGCCUCUGAAAGUAUUACCUCGCUGCUAGGGCAUUUACCGAGUGACCUUCUGAACAUGACCGUGUACGAUAUGGUGUACGAGGACGACCAGAACGAUCUGUACAACAUACUGCUGAACCCGACGACGGUGGUCGAUCCGCUGCAGACGGGCAUCAGCCGGGAGAACCAGGUCACCUUCUCCUGCUACAUCAAGCGCGGCACGGUCGACUAUCGGGCGGACGUGUCGUACGAGCAUGUCCAGUUUACCGGCUACUUUCGUAGUGACGUCGACACUGAGUCGCUCAUGACGACGUCCCGGUUCAGCGGGUACACGAGCGAUGCCGACUCGCGGCUCGUGUUCGUCGGGACGGGCCGGCUCCAGACGCCCCAGCUCAUACGCGAAAUGUCGAUCGUGGACAACACCAAGAGCGAGUUCACGUCCCGCCACAGCCUCGAGUGGAAGUUCCUGUUUCUCGACCACCGCGCGCCACCCAUCAUCGGUUACCUCCCGUUUGAAGUGCUGGGAACUUCCGGGUAUGACUAUUAUCAUUUUGACGAUCUGGAAAAGGUGGUGGCUUGUCAUGAAGCAUUGAUGCAGAAGGGCGAAGGGACCUCGUGCUACUACCGGUUUCUCACCAAGGGCCAGCAGUGGAUCUGGCUGCAGACGCGGUUCUACAUCACCUACCACCAGUGGAACUCGAAGCCGGAGUUUGUCGUCUGCACGCACCGGGUCGUGAGCUACGCGGACGUGAUGAAGCAGAUGCGCAACCAGACGGCGGGUGACAGCAAGUUCUCGGAGGACGCGGACAGCAUCAGCGUGCACGGGAUCGAGCGAAAGUUUCAGCAAUCGUCGUCCCAGAGCCUGCUGGCAACCUCGCCCUGGAGCUCGAAGAGUUCGCGCACGUCCCGGAUCGCCCCGACGCCGGGCGUCUCACCGACGGGGCUGUCCAAUCGGGGCCGCCAUCGGUACAACACGUACCAUGGGCCUGGGUCGGAUUCGGCGACGUCCAUUUCCACGGAAUCUCACACCAGCCGGCAGUCGCUCGUGACGCAACAUUCGCGCUCCCGCAUGCGUACCAGCACGUUCCCGUCGAAGGUUUCCUCCCACGGCAGCCAGUCGGACAGGAACUCCAUGUCCCAUUUUCUGCUGCAGCAGCCGCAACAACCGCACGGCGGUCAUCAGCUAGCGUCCGGCCAGUUGCAGCAUCAGCAGCAGCAUCUACCGCAACAGCAGCAGCAUCAGCAGCAGCAGCAACAGCAGCCCCAACAUCCGCUUCAACAUCAACAGCCUCACCCGCUGCUGCAGCCCCAUCAACAGCUGCAGGGCCACCAAGCGCAGCAACCACAUCAGCAGUUGCCGCCGCAACAGCAGCCACACCCGGCGAUGAUACAAAACCCAACGGACGUAUACCCGCAUCAGCUACAGACUCAACAUCCUCUCCAGCAACAACAACAGCAGCAGCAGCAGCCACAACAACCCUCACAGCAACAACAGUCCCACCAGCAGCUAGCUGGACUGCAGCAGCCCGGAACAGUACAGCAGCAACAAUCACACCAACAACCACAACACCAACAACCACAACACCAACAACCACAACAGCAGCAGCCACCACUCCCGCAACCAUCAACCACGGCCGCGUUACGGCCGCCGCCCGCCACCAUCAUUACCCCGCCGGUCACGCAGAUCCUCACGGCGACCGGGUUCAUCGAGCCGCAGCAGUAUUUGACCGCCAUCCCGGUGCAGUCGGUCGCCGGCUUUACCGAGACGGCCCCGGGCGUACUGUCGCCGAUCCAGUCCACCUCACCGCACGGGGCGUACGCGGUGGCGCACCAUCCGGCCGUUACCGGGACGGGCGGCGUCGUCCUAACGCCCAGCCAGAACCAGGUGCAGGAUCAGCUGCAGCGCAAGCACGAGGAGCUGCAGCACCUGAUACUGCAGCAGCAGGAAGAGCUGCGGCGGGUGCAGGAGCAGCUACUAAUGGCCCGGUACGGUCUGCUGCCGUCGAUCGUUUCGCUCCCCUUUCCACCGGGCACGGGAAACGGGCCGGGACCGGGCCCGAGCGUUGGACCGCCUGGGGAACGGUGCGCUAGCGGUGGUUCGUUUCUGCAGGCCCAUCAUCAGGGAAACUCGUACCAUCAUCACCAUUACCAUCCUUCCGCGGCACAGGCACAGCAGCAGCAACAGCAGCAGCAACAGCAACAUCCUCCCAGCCAUGGAGGAGUGCACCAUGCACAGCAGCCACAGCAUCCGCUGCAAGAUCAGCAACAGCUUUGCAUCGGCCCGCCGGACCAGAAACCGAUCCUGCAUCCCGACCCGGAGCAGCUCAACUUUACCGACACCGGGCAGGGGAAGCUGGGCGAACCGAACGAGAUGAUAUCGUACAUGCAGUUGACGCCGGUCCCGCUGCACCAUCUCCAGCACCAAUCGAGCCAAUCGUCCACCUCGUCCACACCCGCCACGUCCAUGAUGAGUCAGCAGCAGAAGCAGCAUCAGCAGCAGCAACACCAGCAGCAGCAGCACAUGCAGAUGGGUGCUCCGCCCGACGGUGGCACUGGAGCGGGUGGGAACAGCAACAAUAACAGUAAUGGAAACACCAUGGGACUGUUGCAGUACCAGAUGGCGGCGGAACAGGCGCAAAUCCUGUUCACGUCCGGCAUGGAGCAACAGCAGGGCCAGCAGCAACAACAACCCGCCGUUCAACAGCAACAGCAGCAGCAGCAGCAGCAGCAACAUCAAGGUGCAGGUAGUUCCGAUGCCGGUUCCAGGACCUGUCCCUCGCAAACUAGUGAAAUGUAGAUUGUAGUACGGUAACAGGGACACAGAAGUGAUUUCAACCGAAAAAAAAUCCAUCGAGCUUAACACAACGAAUUGUUCGAUCGUGCGGUGAGGUUUUGUAGACGAUUAUUGUUAACUAUUGUAAACGGUAUGUAUGUAUGUAUGUAUGUAUGUAAACACAGUGCGGGGAAGAAACUCCUCCCGCAGCAAUUUUUUUGUAAAGCUAUACCUGUACACACACACACGGGGACGAGGUUAUUAGCUUGUCCAUUUACCAAAGAAGCAUAAUUCUGUAGAGAAGGGGAAGCGGGGAGUUUAUACUGCAAGUUAUACAAACUAUCUGAUAGAUACCACUACCAUAUACUACUUAGAGCCUAAUGAGCCAUCGUACUACUAAGAUUAUCUUGUAAGGGAUUGAGAGAGAGAGAGAGAGAGAGAGAGAGUGCGAUCAGUCACAAAGGGUCUGUCUUGAUGUAAAAUAGAAGAGCUGGAAAGGAAGGGAAGAAGAGAGCCUAGAGGCUUAGUGUGAAGUUAGCCAUCAACAAAAAAACUGUGGUGAUAAUUGCAGGUUUCUUUUAGGCCGUAAGAUAGAGAUCAGGUCUUUCGGAAGGUCUCUUUAAGUCGGUUUAGUAGUUUGUUAGACCAAAAAAAUGGGAGGCCAUGGGGACCACCACACCAGAGCACGGUGGUGGCGUAGGAAGCAUUUUUACUGUAUGCAUGGAUGUGUGUAUUUUCACACAGUUUAGGCAUUUCUUUCGGUACCACGACGGAUGAUGUUCGAGUUGCACCGGGAGUUACAGAACGAUCAUUGAAUGCGGAAUACUUUGCGCUUAUCGAGUUGCAGAGGUACCAAGGGAAGGGAAGGGAUUGUAGGAGGAUUGAAGGAGAAAUAAAUGAAACAAUGACAAACGUGGGGUUGAAAGCGGAA